ACCUAUUGAAGGCAGCAUUCGCACCAAAUCCACGUCCUUUUAAAAAUAUCCACCAGUUCCUUACAGAUACCAACCAAUCCCUUUAACUCAUUCCUAGUACAAAUGGUGUUAGGGCGAAAAUCGUGAGACCGCCCAAACCAGUAGUGAACCAGUAACUAGUACAUUUUGUCGCUAUGACAAAUUUCAUAACCUUCAAAGUCCCGGCUUAACCGCUGUCACAACAAAACGUGUUCGAACAAGUUCGGGCCUUGUAAUUUUUGGAACGUUGCUUUGGGAGCUUCCAAGGCCUUAUUCUAUUCAUUACACGAGUUAACAGUUGUAACCUUACAUAGUAAAGAAUUAAAAACUGGAGAUUGGGCUUAUGCUGGAAAGCCUGUAAUCAUAAAAGAGAAAUUUCAUAAUCUAUCAUACUUGUUAACGAUUAAUAUCUCGUUUUGCGGGGCAGUGCAACGAUUUUAACUUUCAUAUUUGAUUUCUACGUGUGAAAAUAAACAAUAUUGUUGAAUUUCAGUCAAAUCAAAUGUGAGGACUCUAAACUAUAUAAUUACCAAGAUUUGCCAUAACCUUAUAUCCAUUAUACAUUGGUUAUAAUUUUUAAUUAAUAAAAGUUUAAAGAAAAGACGUACCUUUUCUGUAUAUUUAUUGAAUCAACUGAAAUAUUACAAUGCUAGAAGCAUGAGUUGUCAAAAAGGAAAUGCUAGUCGAUCGAGACCGCAGAAACAUCAAAAUCGCACAGCCUUUAAAAAUAACCUGCACGACACUUCUCAUAAAACAAAGUUGCUUAAUAGUAUUGAAGUUGCCAAUGUAUGUGAACGCUGUAAAAAGAUAAUAGAAUGGAAGAUCAAGUAUAAAAAGUAUAAGUUGCUCAAAACUCCUGCAAAAUGUACAAAGUGUGAACAAAAAACUGUAAAGCAUUCGUAUCAUAUCAUGUGUUUACCUUGUGCCAAACAACAAGAAGUUUGUCCAAAGUGUGGAGUAAAGGGCGAAAUUAUGGAAGGAAAGCCAAGUAAAGAGGAACAAAUUAAAUUGGAUGCAGAACUUCAGGCACUCCUGAAAACAUUACCAGAAAGGAAACGAAGGACAUUUUUACGUUACAUACAUCAGAAAGAUAAAAAUAAGAAAGAUAUCUCUCAGUCAGGUACAAGUGAAGUUGACAGCAAGGACAUAAGUGAAGAUAUAACAAAUCCUAAAAGCAGAGAAGAUUUACUAAUGAAACUCAAGUUGUUAUCUGUCAAAGAAGAAGAGAAUGAUGAUAAUUACGACAGUGAUAUUGAUGAUGAUUUAGAUUCACUUACAUAGAAAAAAUUGUAUUAAAUAAACUUUUAACUACAAUGCAA
Messenger RNA from Odontomachus brunneus, 1337 nucleotides. RefSeq lists its product as uncharacterized. NCBI's taxonomy places the organism in Eukaryota, Metazoa, Arthropoda, Insecta, Hymenoptera, Formicidae. Bases 676 to 1299 code for a protein of 207 amino acids. The record is from RefSeq and is a predicted model, not a curated record. The transcript is spliced from 2 exons.